AUGGCUUUAUCUCCAGGAGCCAGCAACUGCACAACACAAUCCAUUCCAACUCCCGAGAUUUUUGGUGCCAGCAUCAUCGGACUUGAAGCUCACUUAGCAUUGGACUAUGUCCCUGACGGUGGUACUUCGUAUUGGCCAAAUCACGGCCCACUUCCCACCGAUAUUAAGGUCGACUUUUGUAACGUUACAGUUACUCAUACGCACCCCGGAAAGAAUGACACGCUACGUACUCAAAUAUGGCUUCCUCUGGAUCCUGACUGGAAUGGUCGUUUCACAAUGGCUGGUGGUGGGGGUUGGUCUGCGGGAUUCAGUUCAUCGUUCGCCAACAUGUACGGUCAAGUGACUGGAGGCUACGCAAGUGCGACCGUCGAUGGCGGAGUAGAACAUGAGAAUGGAUCUUCUGUAGCAGAAUGGGCUCUAAGUAGCCCUGGCAACGUCGACUACAACGCACUCCAGGAUUUCGCAUUUAACGGACUUAUCGACGGUGCGUUGAUUGCAAAAAGCAUUAUCAAGACUUUCUACCACUCACCCCCUACGUAUUCGUACUGGGAUGGCUGCUCUCAAGGCGGUAGACAGGGCUAUCUUUUCGCACAAAGAUUUCCAGAUGUUUUUGAUGGAAUCGCAGCAGCCGCGCCCGCUAUCAAUUGGAGUCCAUUCUUCUUUGCUGGAACGUACCCUCACCAAGUGUUCUACGAACUCAACACGACUGGUUUUCCGCACCCCUGCGAGUUUGAAGCUCUUGAGAAAGCUGCUAUAGCGGCUUGCGAUGGUCUUGACGGGUUGACUGACGGGUUGAUCUCGGAUCCAGACAAGUGCUACGUCGAUCCACGAACGCUGGUUGGAUCCACAGUUAACUGCAGUACAACUGGUGGGCCUUCGACUAUAUCAGCUAACGCUGCCAUAAUUAUGGAAGCGGUUUGGGAGGGGCCUCGUACACAGAAUGGGUCCUCUCUUUGGUAUCCAGCAGGCUAUGAGGUAAACGGCGGUUCACUAGAAGCUCCUGGUCCCGAAAUCAUCGGCAGCACCUGCAACAACGGCACCUGUACGCCUCUGAGAGCUACACUGUUUACGGAUUGGAUCAAGUAUUUUGUCGAAAAAAACCCGAACUACAAUUUGAACAAUAUGACCCGCGCUGAGUGGGUGGAAGAUUUUGUAGCAGGAGAGCGGGAGUACAAAUCUAUCAUGAAUACUGAUUUUCCGGAUCUUAGCGGACUUCGAAGAUCAGGAGGGAAGCUUCUUACAUGGCAUGGACUUGCGGAUGGGGCAAUACCAUACGGAGGAACACGCGAUUACUUCGACCGGGUGUCUGUUCUCGAUCCUGAGUUAAGAGAUUACUACCGCUAUUUUGAAGCACCAGGCGCACGUCACUGCAUAGAUGGACAAGGCGGUUCUCCACAUGAGACAUUCCAAGCUUUAGUUGAUUGGGUUGAGAAAGGCAUUGCACCCGAGACACUUACUGCCCGGAACGCGGAAGACAAAGAGCGUCUGCUUUGUUUGUAUCCAAAGAAAGCCGUGUUCAAAGGUAAUCCUUCGGAGUAUACCGCUCAAGACUUCGUGUGCGAAUAG
Alternaria arborescens is the source of this 1566-nucleotide messenger RNA. RefSeq lists its product as hypothetical. The record is from RefSeq and is a predicted model, not a curated record. Bases 1 to 1566 code for a protein of 521 amino acids. The transcript has 3 exons. NCBI's taxonomy places the organism in Eukaryota, Fungi, Ascomycota, Dothideomycetes, Pleosporales, Pleosporaceae.